Laccaria bicolor S238N-H82 is the source of this 774-nucleotide messenger RNA. RefSeq lists its product as uncharacterized. Lineage: Eukaryota; Fungi; Basidiomycota; Agaricomycetes; Agaricales; Hydnangiaceae. The coding region runs from base 1 to 774 and encodes 257 amino acids. The transcript has 6 exons. The record is from RefSeq and is a predicted model, not a curated record.
AUGGCCACACAAGCAGCAAAACGCGUUUUAGUAGUUGCAGGUCUAGGAAAUGGAUCUGGUACUGGCGCUGCAACUGCCCGUCUGUUUGCAAAGAAAGGGUUCAACGUUGCUCUUAUCGCACGCGGUAAAGACAUAGUCGACAAGCUCUCUGAAGAGAUCAAGAGUUCGGGAGGGCAAGCGGCGCCAUUCGCCGUGGAAAGCUACUCAGCCCAACACAUCGCCUCAGCUUGGGGUGCCAUUCGAAACCACUACCCUUCCCCAGAAUACAACAUCCGCGCCGCCGUUUUCAACGCGGGCUACGGAGUCUGGAAGCCCUUCCUCGACAUCACCCCAGAAGAAGUGCAAACCUCUCUCCAGACGAACAUCGCUUCCGCCUUUGCCUUCUCUCGGGAAGCUAUUCUGUCUUUCAAAGAGAAUGAUAUUGAGGAGGCGAAUGGAAAGAGGGGGAUUCUUAUUUUCACUGGUGCUACGGCUAGUCUGAGAGGCAACGUUGUCACGAGCGCUUUUGCGGCUGGAAAGCACGGUUUGAGGGCGCUGUCCCAGAGUCUGGCGAAGGAGUUUGGGAAACAGAACAUCCAUGUCGCUCAUUCUAUCAUCGACGGAGGAAUCUUGGUGGAUAGAUCACGCGCGCAGAAAGGCCCUGAAUGGGAAGCUAACGAAGACGUCCGAUUGAGCCCAGAUAGCAUCGCAAAUUCAUACUGGUAUCUCACCAGCCAGGAUCGGUCUGCUUGGACGUGGGAGCUUGACCUUCGACCCGCUCAUGAGAAAUGGUAG